CUCUGUCUGUAAAGGAGUCGGGCAGGCGCUCAUUUCCCUGAGCCCAGUGCAGGGCUCCGUCCCUGUUCCCGUGGGCCUUCCAGGGUCCCCACCCUUGGCGACUACCUCGGGUGCAUUUGCCGAAGUGGGUUGACAAUACAGGCCGAUCCGGGUCCAGAGUCCGAACCCAGAGCUGCGUGAGGCCCGCGGGCUCCAGCGAGGUGACCCUCUGGAGUAGCCAAGGGACAGAAGGCCAAGCAGGACCCCGGCCCGCCCAGCCGUCUGCCACAGAAGGGACCCAGGAUGAGAAGAUGAACAGUUCCUUGGACUACCUGGCCUACCCUGUGGUCGUCUCCAAUCACAGGCAGACCACCGCUUUCAGGAGGAAACUGGACCUAGGCCACUACCUCUCCCACCAGAACCGGCUCCAAAUAGCGAAGCCCACCGUGGACACCAAGCCUCCCGCAGCACACACACAUCUCAUUUUAAAGCUGAGCAAACUGCAGUGUGAGCAGAAGAGAAUGGACAGAAUUGAGUACGAGAACAGGCAGCUGUGUGAGAAGAUCGCCAGUGUGCACCGCGGCCCUGCCAAGGUGGACUGCUGGAACUCCUACUUCUCCAGGAGCUUGAACCGUGAGAUGCGGAACCGUGAGCUCAUGCGCAUCACCAUGGAGAACCAGGCCAUCCUGAAGCGGCUGAGCAGCCGCAAGUCCCACUAUGACCGCAGGGUGUCGGAGACCGACUGGCAGGCACGUGUGAGAACUCCAGGCGCUACAUCCGGAACACGACCAAGUACCUUCCCUCCGGAGAUGACUAGCAGGUCAGUCACCGAGGACAGGACACUGCCAAGGCUUCCAGGCCACCCUGAAUCUCGAGACCCUCAGGACACCACAAUAAAGCCCGGGACUAUGGUGUCAAUGGCAGAGCUGCAUGCAUUUGUAUCAGGGUGAUGGGGAGGGGACACAGGG
Messenger RNA from Fukomys damarensis (Damara mole-rat), 947 nucleotides. RefSeq names its product CFAP97 domain containing 1 (gene Cfap97d1). The transcript has 7 exons. The coding region runs from base 291 to 929 and encodes 212 amino acids. The record is from RefSeq and is a predicted model, not a curated record. NCBI's taxonomy places the organism in Eukaryota, Metazoa, Chordata, Mammalia, Rodentia, Bathyergidae. Gene Ontology annotation, biological process: sperm axoneme assembly.